Molecule: messenger RNA, 1103 nt
Organism: Nematostella vectensis (starlet sea anemone)
Lineage: Eukaryota; Metazoa; Cnidaria; Anthozoa; Actiniaria; Edwardsiidae
Product: thioredoxin domain-containing protein
Exons: 8
Coding region: 51-740 (229 amino acids)
Source: RefSeq, a predicted model, not a curated record
AAACGUGUCUUGUCUCUCGGAGUCUCUCGGGUAAUUAUCGCUGUAGCAAGAUGGCGAGGAAUAUGUUUCUUUCGUUGUUUUCGGUUUUAUUUUGUUUACAUUUACUUUGUAUUUCUCUUUGCCAAGAAGAAAUCAAAAUUCUAGAUGAUGAUAGUUUUGAGCACCUAACUCAAGCUUCAACUGGUUCAACUACGGGUGAUUGGCUGAUAGCUUUCUCAAGCAAAAGUGAAAGCUGUGAAGCAUGUAAAAAGAUUGAUGAAGCAUUUCUAGCAAUACAGAAAAAAUUUGGACACAAAGUAGUGGUUGCCAAAGUGCUCCAGGAACAGAAUAGCAAAUUGACAUGGAAGAGAUUUGAAGUUCAUGCAAUGCCUAAGAUAUCCUUUUUUCGCAGAGGAAGCCAGUAUUUUCUUACACAAGACAAAUUCAAUGAAGAAGAUUUGACAGCUUUUAUAGAGAACUUUGAGAAGUAUCCCAACCAACGAGUUCCAGAUCCUAUAGGCAUUCUAGAUGUGUAUGUUGAGAGUGUUAUGGAAGAUAUCAAGCAUGUUAUUCACAUCCGUAAGAAUGCUGCCGCACUCAUUUUCUGUUCUGGCGCACUGUUUGGAGUGAUGCUCACGCCAAUGCUCAAAUGUAUCGGGGACUUUUUGAUCAACACAUUCGCUCAGGAGCCAGAUGGGGAAGAUGGGACGGAGAAUGAAGAUUGUGAAGAAAAGAGUGUCGAGGAAAAAAAGAAUAACUAAUACGUCAGAAUAACAUGAUAGUAGUUAGAAAGGUAGUGUAAGAAUACGAAAUAAAGGGCUACUAAACCAGGUCCAAACACAAUAGACAUAUGUUCGUCACAAUGUAUCCAUGCUCGAUCGACUGUUGUAAUUUUUUUUCAAGGUUUUACGUAAAAGGUUUACGGAUUGUCCGGGGACAUUUGCUAUCAUAUUUAUCAAACUACUUGCGAACUAUGUACAAAAUGCAGUGUGGUACAUUUUUCUCCCGCUGGUUACUUUACCUUAGCAACCACUCGGUUGCUAUGGCAAGGGCGAGUGACGAGUAAAAAAAAAACAGAUUCGAUUCCUUGGAAUCAGGAUGAAAAAUAAAAGCGGAUGUUCUGA